AGUUGCCAAUCCAGUAUCGAACUCCGUAUCGUAAGUCACGGUUAUAAACGCACCUCAGGAGUUUGUUGUUCGCUUCCUUAGUGUAUUGUAUGUAUUUAUAUUGGUUUUUUGUGUAAAACCUGCCGAAUUUUUACAAUGAGUGCUGAGGAGGAAGUGCUACGGAUUCAAAAGAAAUUGAACAAGAUGUCGAGCGGUGACGGGACGGGUCAGGAGCAAGCAUUGGACUUACUUAAAGUAUUGCAGAAACUGCCCGUUGACUUAGAACUCUUAACCAAAACUCGCAUUGGAAUGACGGUAAAUGCAUUAAGGAAGUCAAGCAGAGAUGAGGAAGUUAUAUCAUUGUCCAAAACUCUGAUAAAGAAUUGGAAAAAAUUCUUAUCUGGAUCAAAUAAAGAAAAGGAUUCUACAUCUUCGAGUAGUUCAAAGAAGAGAGAUGAUAAAUCAGAAAAAAAUAAAGAUGAUGGAGAUCAGAAAAAAGAUAAGGAUAACUCUGAUGGCGAUGUUAAAAUGAAAGAAGAGAAACCUCAUAAAGAUAUGCAAAGGAAACAGUCAACGUUCCCUGCACCUACCACAACAGAUGCUGUUAGACUUAAAUGUAGGGAGCUGCUGGCAGCAGCUUUGCGAGUAGAUGGAAAAGCGAUUGAGGGCUGUGCUUCUCCAGAAGAAUUGGCAGAGGAACUGGAGGAAGCUAUUUAUGCAGAGUUCAAAAAUACUGACAACAGAUAUAAAAAUAGGGUACGAAGUAGGGUUGCAAAUCUGCGUGACGCGAAGAAUCCUAAUCUUCGAACCAACUUCAUUGCUGGUGCUAUAACACCCGCUCGGCUUGCUGUCAUGACUGCCGAAGAAAUGGCAAGUGAUGAGAUAAAACAAUUGCGAGAACAGUUCAAGAAAGAAGCCAUUAACGACGCGCAACUUGCCACUGUGCAAGGCACGAAAACCGAUUUAUUGAAAUGCGGUAAAUGCAAGAAACGCAACUGCACAUACAACCAAGUACAAACACGUUCAGCCGACGAACCUAUGACUACUUUUGUACUAUGCAACGAAUGUGGAAAUCGAUGGAAGUUCUGCUAAAUAGAUCCAACUCUUCAAGGUUCUUUCCAGGAAGGAAACGUAUUUCGUUCAAGACCUGCCUAUUAACACUUGCUAGAGUUAACGAUACAUCAUGGAAGAUAUAUUGCAUGAAAUUUAUGAGACACGGACUGUACAUUGCCGAAUUUUGAAUCCCUUCACAAGUUUCUGAGUACACAAUUUCCCAUUGUAUAUAUUGAAAUUAUAAUCAGAUAGGCCUCAACUUAAGGACGUUCGCAUCAAACUCGAAAAGAUAUUCGAUCUUGAAUCAUUAAUCAGUGCUCGAAACUUCGAAAAAGAAAACGCGUGUAAUGAUGUUAAGAUGAAAGUAAACGUUUCAUUUCACAUUGUACAAGUUUUCACAAUGUUUUAUCCAUGGAGAAGUUCUGAAUUGUGGGUACAGUUCUGAAAUACAUGUAUGUGACACUA
Megalopta genalis is the source of this 1497-nucleotide messenger RNA. It is a transcript of the gene TfIIS, whose product is annotated as RNA polymerase II elongation factor. Lineage: Eukaryota; Metazoa; Arthropoda; Insecta; Hymenoptera; Halictidae. Gene Ontology annotation, cellular component: nucleus. Gene Ontology annotation, biological process: DNA-templated transcription; transcription elongation by RNA polymerase II. The record is from RefSeq and is a predicted model, not a curated record. Gene Ontology annotation, molecular function: nucleic acid binding; zinc ion binding.